UAUGCUUCGUCCUGGUUCCUCUAUGAGUAAAGCUAAAUAAACAAAAGCUGCCGCACCAGUUUCUGGUGGAAUUGCAACUAGAGUUGUUCAAGAAAGAAUGCCUACAUUAGAAGAAUAUGUUAAAAAUAGAGAUUGGGUAGGAGCAAUCUCACUCUUAGAAAAUGAAUAAAAGUAUUAAUGAUAAUUUAAGAAUAGUUUUAAUGAUUCAAGAGCUGAACCUAAAUUAUGGUUAGCUUAUGCCUGUUUUCAUAAUGGAGAAUAUAAGUAUAAUACUUUUGUACAUUUUAAAAUAGAAGGGCCAUCUAGGUUUAUGAUUAGAUGAUGACAAAGCCUGAUUACAACAAAGAGAUCCAUAUCUAUAAAGCUUGUUGUUUUUAUGCUCUAUGUUAAUACGAAGAUGCCAAGAGAGAAUGUUCUAAAGGUCCAGAGACAGCACUAUCUGUGAGAUUGUAAAUGCAUAUAUUCUAAGUUAUAGAUAAUUUCAUAUUGCUCACAAGAAAAAUGAUGAAAAGAAUCUAAUGACCUAUCAUCAUAAGAUAUAAGAAACAGUUCAUGAUUAGUUAUGUUUAGCAGCAAUUCAUUAUUUAAGAGGACAUUAUGAAGAAGUAACUGAUAUUUUUUUAUUUUAUAGGCAACUGAUGCAUACAAAAAAUUAUUGCUUGAAAAUCGAGAAUAUUCAGCAAUCAAUGUUUACAUAGCUUUAUGUUAUUAUAAAUUAGAAUAUUUUGAUGUUUCUAUUGAAAUACUAUCUUCCUAUUUAAAUUAAUUUCCAUAAAGUGUAACAGCUAUAAAUCUUAAGGCUUGCAAUCAAUUUUAAUUAUACAGUGGUAAAUUAGCAGAAGAAGUAUUCAAACCAUUACAAUAAUAAUAUGAAGGAAUCAAUGUUUGUGCAGAUAAUGAUUUAUUAAAACAUAAUUUAGUUGUUUUUAGAGGUGGAGAGAAUGCAUUAAAAGUCUUACCUCCUUUGGUAGAAAUUUUCCCAGAGGCUAAACUCAAUCUGAUUGUUUAUUAUUUGAAAAAUGAAGAUAUUGCAGAGGCUUUUAAUUUAGUAUAAGAUUUAUAACCAACAAACCCAAAAGAAUAUAUCUUAAAGGCUGUAGUUUAUGCUAUGAAAGGAUAAUCAAGUCCUGAUUAAAAAGAAGCCUUAAAAACUGCUCAAUAACUAUUUUAAUUAGUAGGAUCUUCUGCUAGUGAAUGUGAUACUAUACCUGGAAGGUAAUCAAUGGCAUCUUGCUUCUUUAUUUUGAAACAAUAUGAAGAUGUUCUAGUUUAUUUAAAAUCAAUUAAAUAAUUCUUUUAAAAUGAUGAUGAUUUCAAUUGGAAUUAUGGUAUUGCUUGUGCUGGUACAGGAGAUUACAAAGAAGCUGAAGAUGCUUUAGCAUAAAUUCAAUCAGAAAAAUAUAGAGUAAUUUAUUUAUACUAAUUUAGUCUGAUGAUAUCUACAUUAAAUGGAUGACUAGAACAUAUAUAAUGAAUGGCAAGGCUAAGUAAUUUAUUGUUAUUUAUUAUUUAGAGAAGCAUGGGAAUUAUAUAUUAAUAUGGAGACUUCAAGUGAAUCCUUUUAAAUUUUAGUUUUAAUUGCCAAUGAUUGUUAUAAGAUGGGUCAUUUUUAUUAUGCUGCUAAAGCUUUUGAUAUACUACAAAGAUUAGAUUCAGAUAAUGGAGAACAUGAAUAUGAAGAUGCUUUAAGAGGGUCAGUUGUAGGAGUAUUUUAAAUGGUCAUUGCAUCAAAAGAGACUUUAGAUCAUUUGAUUGAAGUGAUGAAUAUCUUAACAAAUACAGGUGACAAUCCUUAAGUAGAAUUUAUUUUAAAAAUAAUUAAAAAAUGGGGCAAAGAAAAUAAUUGGAAAAUAUGA
Molecule: messenger RNA, 1856 nt
Organism: Paramecium pentaurelia
Lineage: Eukaryota; Ciliophora; Oligohymenophorea; Peniculida; Parameciidae
Source: the annotation of a GenBank genome assembly